Molecule: messenger RNA, 6355 nt
Organism: Psylliodes chrysocephalus
Lineage: Eukaryota; Metazoa; Arthropoda; Insecta; Coleoptera; Chrysomelidae
Source: the annotation of a GenBank genome assembly
CUACGAUAUUCUUCUUGUAAGUUGCGUGUACAGAUGCGGUCCGGUUAUCUUUCGUUUUUUCAAUAAAUUUGUGCGACGGACAUUGUUAAAAAGUACUUCAAAUAAUAGUUUAAACAUUAGUGUGCACAUAUAUAUCGGUUAUACCAACGUACACAGUGUAUCAACUUCGUAAUCAGGAUGACAUCAGUCAAGAACCGAGAACGUAUUUUAGAAGCGAUUGACCAGUUGCGGCGCCGUAAAGCUCGGCCGGACAUUCAGAGAAUUUGCAAUUAUUUAUUUCGCCGGUUCGCAAUUAAUUCCUCUGAAGCAAGAACGGAUUUAGAAUGGUGUGUUGAUAAUAAUUUUGUGUUAAAAGUUGAAUACAAAGGUAGCAUAAGUUAUCGCAAUGCUGCAAAAAAAUACGCACAAAUGAGACAGAGAAAUCCGGAGCAAAGAAAACCGCUGUCAAAUCAAGGUUCAUAUGUAAGUGACAGCGCUUAUAAAACAAAUAGACAAUUUAAUGAGUUGUUGACAAAUGCUUUUGGAGAAUUAAUUGUGGAAGAACCAGAUUAUUUAGAAAUUGGAGUACCCAGUACCGAAAUAAUUAACAAUAUAUUAGCAAAGGAUAGCGUCAGGUACACAAAAAAGUACAUAAGUAUACUUUUGGAAAAGGAAGUUGAAGCGGGAGGGUUGAUAAAGAUGGAAAAUGGUAAUUACCUUAUGGGUCCUUCCAAAGACGAAGAUAAUGGGAAAGAGAAAAUCACAGAAUGGAAAAGGGAGAUAGAUGUCAUACAAACGAACGUGAAUAGAGAUCAGUCGCAAUCAAAUAAUCGAAAUAAUGGUAACCACUUUAUCCUUCAAAGUAAAGUUAAAAAGGAUUCGGAGUCAGAAGUUAAAAGGGAAAUAAAAAAUGAUAAUUACGAAGUCAUGGAUUCGUCAACAAAUUCGGCGGACGAAAAAAAAUCCGACGGUUCAUUGAGAAUCGGAGGUAGACGUAAGAGGGCAAAAAAGGUAUUUGAUCCAUCAGAUAACCACAUUCCAAAAAAAAGAGGUCGACCUAUUGGUUCUCUUAAUCGGUCGACUAUAGAAAAACAAUUAGCUAGGUUAAAUAAUGAUGAUAGUAGGGAAAACCGUCCAGAAUCAAGAACUUCAAGUAAUGGAAGAGACCAAGGUGGAGUGUGUUCCGUUUGCCAUCAGCAAAACAGAAAAGGACCUAAUGAUAGAAUGGUAUUGUGUAGAGAAUGCAGUAAUAAAGCACAUAUUGGUUGCUUAAAUGGAGAAGAUAUGAUGCUAAAAAUGUAUCCUGAUAAUACAUGGCAAUGUCCUUAUUGCAAGAGUUGUGUAGUGUGUUUUGAAACGUCAGAUGCUGGUAAUUUGACAGUAUGUUCUGUGUGCGCUGAUGGAUACCAUGCAACUUGUCAUCACCCAAGGAUUCCCGAAAAAAUGCGAAAUGGUCAAAAAUGGCUUUGUAUCAAUUGUCAGAUGCCUGAUGAAUUAAAACUAAAUGCAAUUCAGUCAAAUAUUGGAAACGCUUAUAGCCAUAAGAGUUCUCUAGACACUAACGAUAACUCCUCAUCAAAUUCCGGUAAUUCAUCACCUUCCUACAUUUCUCCAUCUACCUCUCCAACGCCACCUCAACUGAGCCCUCAAACCGUUCUACGAUCGGAAAGUCCCGAUGGCGAUGGGCAGUCGGAUUCUCAGAGUGUUAAGGAAGAAGAUGAGGAUGAUAAUAUUGAUCCUUCAAUACCUGAUGCUACACAUUGGUCAGCGGAUGAAGUAUACCGCUAUUUUUAUCAAUAUUUUCCCGAGGAAGCUAAAAUAUUUAAAGAACAGGAAAUUGAUGGUAGAUCGCUUCUUCUUUUGAAGAGAAUGGAUGUUCUAACAAACCUUAACCUAAGAUUGGGUCCAGCGUUAAAAAUUUAUAGACACGUCGUGAAAUUACAAGUAAGAAGAGACGAUCCGAAAUUGUAUUGGCUGUAAAUGAUCUCAUUUAUUUUUGUUUUUAUUAAUUUUUUAUUUAAGUAUUAAUUAAUUUUGUAUUUGUUAUAUAAUUCAGAAUCAGCAGACUGUUUUUAUUGAAAAUUUUGUAUAUUUCGAAUGAUUUUUUUCAAGCUGCAGUUAUUUGACUAUAACUAAUUUAAAGUUUUAGACAUUUUUGACUGAGUUAAGGUUGUGCUUAUUCAGUUUGCUUAUCAAUGAUAUAAUAUUGAUAUUUUAAGAUAGUUCCUUGACAAGCAUUGAGAGGAGUAUUUGUGAUAUUAAACUUCUGAAGCUCAAUAGAAACAAUUGGAAAGUUAUUUUUUUGCUAUUUUCUUAAAAAAUAAUGUUUUUUAAGAACAGCAAGGAGAAACAUUCCAGAAACGUUGUACAUUAUUUUUAACAAUAUUUUUUUAAAAUGCAAUAAACCUUAUUUAUUUCUAAUUAUCAGUAAUUUAUACAACGAAUUUUUAUUUAUAUCAUUUAAAUGUUUCACGAACAAUUUCAUAUUUGAUAAUCGCUUGAUAUACAAUUGAGGUUACAUUAAAAGAUCAAAAUUAGGGAAUAUAAUAUUUUUGCGUCGUUUUUACACAAAUAUUUUAAACUAUUUCUAAUAUUGAAGAGCUGGUCGAACCUUACUGGGUUCUACAUUGGUUUAAAAUAUACAGGGUUGGGCAAAAUUAGCGAAAUAUCAGAUUUAAGGGUCGAAUUUCUUUUUUAUGUGAGUAUAUUUUGAUGUACUUAUAUUAUUUAUGACGUCAUCAAUAUUCGAGAUACAGAGUAUGCUUUAAAGUUGAAACGAUAAGGAAAGUUUUUGAAUAUUAUGUUUGGAAAAAACGUCGUAGGACAAUCACGCCUGCUUAUUUAAAAACUUCAAAUAGCCCCUAUCAAAGUUGGCUACUGACGUUAGUUAUCUGCCAAAUUCGCGAUUUUUUAAAAAUCGUUCAAAAAUUGUCGUUUUUUGAAAUAUGAAAAAAGUUAUUAGACAAAUUUGUUUCUUAUGACAUUUUACGUCAAUAUUUGAGAAUAAUGCGUCGGAACGGAGAAGUGUCGAGUAGGUGGGGCGUCGGGUAGGAAAAGCGUUGGAGAAUUUAUUUGGAUUUUGGAACUGAAGUAGUGAAUUCUGAAUUGAACUGAAUAAUGAGUUCGCCGGGAUUGGAUAUUUAUAUCAAAGGAUAUUUAAAAUAUUUUUUUAUGGUCCCAUGGGACAUUUUUUAACCGACUUCAAAAAAGGAGUAGGUUCAUGUAUGUUCAGCGAUAAUUCUUUAACACGGUAUCCAAUUUCAAUGAUUCUUUUUUUGUUAGAAAGGGGGUACUUCAGGGAUGGUCCCAUAUUAAAUUGGUCAAAAUCUAAUUGAGACCAUUAGAAAAUCCUCAAACUCUUCAUUUUUAAUGUAUGUUUAGCUGUAAUUCUUUACCACCUUGUCCGAUUUAUAUGAUUAUUUUUUUGUUAGUAAGGAGGUACCUCAGGAGUGGUUUUAUCGCUUUUGACUAUCAAACGUUCCCGAGCAAAUCUCUAGACCUUUUUUCUGCCGUUACAUAAAUCACAUUUUCUACAUCCCAUCGGCAAUUGACCCAAUAAAAUCUUCCCAAACUCGUGCCAGUGUCCUUUUGGUACCAAAAUGUUCUGAACGGCUGCUAUGAGGCUCCUUCAACACACUUCUGACAUGUAACUUCGGCAGUACCAAUUGCGGACUAUAUGACUCCAUUGGACUUCUCCCACAUCCGGUGCAAUAUGUCAUCGUGUGAAGAUUCAGGGAAUCCUACUGAGUCCAAUAAACUAUAAUAGUUCCAGUAUAUUUGGGUAUCUCUUGCCAAGUAGGUCUAACUUUUUUUAACUCAUUCUCGGAUAACCUUCAAGUCAUUGUCUUUCCUUUGUCUCUUUCUCAGGCUUUCAAGGGUUAUUUCCUCUUUGUCUAACUUCUUCAACCGGUACCUUCAUUGUCGUUCUAAACAGGGUCGCCUGGAAAGUGUCUGCGUUGCUAUGGAGACGGGCUCUUUAAUGCACUACUUCCUGAUUAUUGCUAGAAAGCCGACAAGGUGUGGGUGACUGACUUCUCUAGAAAGCAUAUCUGCUGUAAUUAUUUCCUAUUGAUCUUCGUGACGGGCUUUUGGAGAUUGAUCUAAGCGACUUUUUGUCCUCAUUCCACGAUUCUCGAUCUAUAGAACGUGCCUUGCUUCUACAGGUUCUUUGAAGGUGUCCGAUUCUUUGGCAAUUGCUUUCAUUUUGGUUGUUUCGUUGCAUAUUUUGCAGGAUGUUUAAGAUUUGUGAGAGAGUAUGUUAGGGAGUAGUCUGUUUCGUGAUACAUUGAGGUUUUCGAAGCUCGAAUUAAAAAAAAAUAAAUUAAAAAAAAAUAAAUAAAACAAUUUAGACAUUAGACGUCAUAUGAAACAUAAUUUUGGUGUUUUCGAAGCUUGAAAAACUAGAACACAUUUUCCGUUUCAAUGUUGUGAUGCCGGAAAAACCUCAUUUUCUAAAAUAACACGUCACGAGUUUGACGUUUUUGAUUCAUCAGAAGAGUAAUGUGUGAAUACAAGAUAAGUUUCCUGUCCACUAUAGCAGUCUUUAAUCAAGCGAGCUCAUGACCUACAAGGGGACAACUUUUGAUAUUUUGAAUCUUAGCGAUUUUUUAUGGUAGUUUCCUUGGAAAAAUUCCCUUGUGCAUACAAAAGCCCUUUAUAAACGCAAUCCAAACAACUCGCGCGUCAUAAUUAUUGUAACAUUGAUUAGUAAUAUAUUGUAUCAUGCAUGAAUAAAAUCAUAACAUAAUACUCAACUGUGAUUGGAUCAUAAACUAUUAUUAGCCUGAUAACUGUUUCUUUUUCUUCCAGUCUUUUAUCUCUUUAGGCCAUUUUUUACGUCUGUUUAGUACCUUUUACUUAUUUGUCUCUUUCAUUAGAUAUCUGCAGUACAAUCUUGUUCUAUUUUUCUGCACACGGUCACCAUAUUCCUUAUAUGUUUAAUUCCUAUUUUCAUAUUACAUAAUGAAUGUCCUUAUUUUUUUAUUAAUUUUUUCUUGCUUUGGUUUUCUAUUUCAUAUCAAUUUUAUUUUAUUGAGCAGCUAUUCACGUUCUUCGAUAAUUUAUAUAUAUCUCCCCGUAUCAUGUACUUCUUUUCUUCAAUUUUCCCUCAUGUUUUUAAACGUUUUGUCUUUUUAAUGAAUGCCCAGACUUUGUUAACAAGGUAACAUCACAUCGCCUAGUGAGAACAUUAGUGACCUAACUCAUUAUUGACAACUACAGCUACCGAGCGGACAGUAGUAGAACUAUAAUUUCGCCAGUUAUGUACCAGUUGCGGGCUACAUUAAGCAAUUUUUUGAAGUACACAAGUCAAAAACGUGUAUUUUUGAGUUACGUCACUGAUGUUCUCACUAAACGACAUGUAUUUACUAUAAGCUGUUAUUUUCAUUAAAUGGUUUCUAGUGAACAAUGUAAAAAACAUCUGUCUCAGGUUGACUUCACGAAUCUUAAAAGACCCACUCGAUGUCCUUCGUUGUAGACCAAUUUUGUCUCACUAACCAAAAUGUCAAUUUCUAUUAUACAUAUAUAACUUUCUCUUGAUAUGUAAAUAUGACAUUUCCAUUAACAUCUUCCAUUAACAUCUUCAAUGCCAAAGGAAUUUCUAGAAUUCGUUCUCUUAGAACAAAGCAAUAUUAAAAAAAAACUAUAUACGGCAAAUUUAGUGACAGAAUUUGUAUUUAUUAAAAGUUAACUGUCAUUGGAACCAACAGUACGUCCCACUAAUAUAGCGUAUUUAAAUAAUUCAAAAUAACGUAGAUCCCAUUUGGACUAAGCGAACAAUUUUUUAAAUUUCACUUUGUAAAGCCAUUGAGAUAGAAUAAAAAGGAGAUGUUAUCACGAUGCUAAAGUAACCGCUCUUUUGCAUUACAUUUUUACGUCAUAUGUCAAACUAGAAUCAGUUUUGGUGAGAAUAAAUGUCUUUUUUUGCAAAUAGCUUCAUUUAAAUGAUAUAAAAUCAUUUUUAUUACGUCAGUCUUCAAAUAUAAAAUUAUUGACUUCAUAUAAAUCAAAGUUCGACUGAAGUCGCCAUUUUCAAAACAUUUUUCCGUCACUUGAAGUGCGUCGAUCUAUAAAAACGCAAAAUAGUGUAUAUGUUGCCUCCACUUUAUUUUAUCUCGAUGUAUAAGGCGAAAUACCCAGACAUAAUCUCUUGUGGCGGCUAUUUGUGAUCUUCCUGGCAUUGCACGUGUUUUAAUAGAUUUAGUUAUCCGGUAAUGUAUUUAUUAAAUAUUUUAAGCGUUGUUUAAUGGAUAGAAAAAGUUAACCCAAAAUAUUAUUCAAAAAAUGCAUCUACUGAAAUAGUUGUACAGUCGCUUUGUAUUUAAAAAAAUAUAUAUAAUUAAAUUUCUUCUUUCUGACGAUUUGUAAAUACUUAAUU